Molecule: messenger RNA, 1380 nt
Organism: Glarea lozoyensis ATCC 20868
Lineage: Eukaryota; Fungi; Ascomycota; Leotiomycetes; Helotiales; Helotiaceae
Exons: 1
Coding region: 1-1380 (459 amino acids)
Biological process (GO): nuclear envelope organization
Cellular component (GO): Nem1-Spo7 phosphatase complex
Molecular function (GO): phosphoprotein phosphatase activity; protein phosphatase regulator activity
Source: RefSeq, a predicted model, not a curated record
AUGUCAAGCCUUGACCAGAUAGUCAAAGGAGCUCCUCCACCAGGAACGUCCGUCCAACCACCGCCAACAACUCCAAUCACCAAAAUCGAACCCACGACCAGUCUCGCCGAUCCUCUCGCGAACCUCCCAUCCUCACCUCCUCAAAUAUACCUUAACCUCCUCAUCCUCGAAGCCUCCCUGCGAGCGCAAUGGCUUCAGCUGCGCACCCGACGACGACAACAUACAUUCUUCCUGACUUUGCUGGCGAUAUGGAUGUCUUAUUUUACAUACGCGCUGUUUCUUCAGCCUAGAGAAGACGGGAAAGGCGUUGGAGGUUCGGUAUAUUGGGUCGUGGAUGUGACGGAGAAAGUGUGCUUUAUUGGAGGGAUAGUCACAUCUGCUCUGGUCUGGGGAACGGGGACGUGGGCACGAGGCAUAAAAUGGCCACGAAGAUGGGUAUAUUUGACGAAUCGAGGGCUCCGUGGAUUCAAUUGCAAGCUGGUGGUGAUCAAGCAGCCAUUGUGGCGGGAGGUGCUUUCCACGAUAUCAUUUCUAUUUUCAUACGGCCUGUUUUCGGGUAGCAGCGGGAGUUCAUAUCGUUUCGUGGGACAUAACGCGUUGAAAGAAUCGGAGAAAGUACAAGGAAAGAACGCUCAUCACGCUCUACCAAACAUCAGUGAAGACGAUGAAGCUGGACACGAGGAGGAUCUAGCACCAGGAGGAGACUAUAUCAAGCUUCUCCUCCUCCCCAAACCAUUUUCCCCAAGUUUCCGAGAAAACUGGGACAACUACCGGUCCGAAUACUGGGAAAAAGAAAACGAACGGCGCGCCCACCUCCGCAAAAUCAUGAAAGCACGCGACCGAAAACUCGCAAAAGAGCAAGGCGGAUGGCUCUGGUGGACCGGCUACCGCGGCUUCAACAAAGGCAAAACACACGAUCCCGAAAAACACCAUACCUCUCAAUCCUCCAUCCACAGACACAGCUCCCUCCUCGAAAAAGACCACAAGCGUACACGUAGCAGCAGUGUCCGCGCUGGCUCUCAUUCCCGAAACUCCUCGCGCAGCUCAACUCCUGUCCUUGAAGCAGAAGAUGCCCAACACGCACCCAGCCAUGUUCGUAGAGGUAGCAACUCCUCUGUCAAUUCGGAGCGCAGGAGGAAGAAGGUCACAGCGACAGGGACGAAGGGCAAACUCUCGCCUGCGGGGUCGAGGAGUGCGACGCCCGAGGUAAGGUCGCCGCUGGCUCGCGAUGGCAGUUUUACGAGCGUGAGUUCGGUGGAGUUGGAUCGGCCUGGGACGCCGACGGCGGCGGGUGAGGGGGAGAAGGAGAGACUGGCGGGGGUUAGGGGGAAGAGACCUGCGGGAGAGAGGAAGGGGAGUAUGGGGAAAGGGGGGAAGUAG